This is a messenger RNA of Schistosoma guineensis, 2451 nucleotides long. NCBI's taxonomy places the organism in Eukaryota, Metazoa, Platyhelminthes, Trematoda, Strigeidida, Schistosomatidae. The record is from the annotation of a GenBank genome assembly.
AUGUUCAAUGAAUUUGUCCAACAGUCGUCUGAAUCCGAUGGUGAUUGGGAGGUUCGUGAUCCGUUUAAAAACUUCAAAUUUACUCGAUAUUUGAAGGAAGAGGUUGUUCAGUCGAUAAGAAAAAAGCAAUAUGAAGAUGGUACGAGCAAAUGUGGUCCAUUUACCAAUCGUGCGUAUACAUUUGUCACAAUUCCUCGAUAUCUAGAAUCGUUUAUGGUUUAUGGGAUGCUGCAGUGUUUGGAUCACUUACUGGUUAUUUAUACAUUUCUUCCAUUACGUUGUUUUCUCACUGUAUUAAAUUUAAUGCUAAGAAUAUCCAGUGGAGUAUUUCAAUUUUUCACAUAUUUUAAUCAAUACCAUGAUACACCUCCAUCGAAGACUUCACGGUUAACUUUACUGUAUAAUUAUGAAUUACGUGACCUGAUCAAAUUUUCUUUAUUGUGUAUAUGUACUGUUAUUUUAACAAAAUAUGACAGUUCCAUGGCUUAUCAUGAAAUAAGAACACAAUCGGUGAUAAAAAUUUAUAUUUUUUUCAAUUUACUCGAGGUCGCAGAUCGUUUAUUAUCUGCUGUUUGUCAAGAUGCCUUGGAUGAUUUACUAUUUACGAUCAGUAAACCACGAUCUGAUUCAGUUUUAUCUAAUGAUCUAGAGGAAAAUAGUUUCAUUUUCUGGCGUGAUAUUGUUUUACAGUACUGCUUUGCCUUCUUUUGUCUCAUAGCCCACUGCUUCCUUCUACUAUGUCAAGUUACUACUUUAAAUGUAGCAUUCAAUUCACAAAAUAAAUCACUGAUCACUGUGUUUAUUUCGAACAAUUUUGUUGAAUUAAAAGGUAAUGUAUUUCGUAAAAUGGGAAAAACAAAUUUAUUUCAAAUUGCUUGUGCUGAUGUGCGUGAACGAUUUCACUAUUGUGUUUGGUUUUCAAUUAUUGUAUGCCGUAAUAUGAAUGAAAGUGGAUGGAAUUUAGAUGAUCUUCAAACAAUUCUUAUUGAUGUAACCUAUAUUCUUCUAGCAGAAGUUGCUGUGGAUUGGAUAAAGCAUUCGUUCAUUACCAAAUUUAAUGUGAUCCCUUCAAAUGUCUAUGAGGAGUAUACUGUGAGCAUUGCAUACGACCUAUUAUUAUGCCAUCAGGGGAAGAAUACAUCAGAUUACUCUGACCUUCUCUCACGUCGUAUGGGUCUUACUCCGAUCCCCCUUAGUUGUUUAAUUAAUGCUAUGCUUUUUCAAACAAUAAGGAAUCCCAGCACUCUUUGCCUUACUUUACCGUUUGUUGUGUCUGUACUAUUUGCAGUUAAAGUUGCAACUAACCUUACCCUUAUGUCCAUGGCUUAUUCUCAUGUACGUGAGUACAUAAAUGCAGCAAGUACUGUUCGACAGGAUGAAAAUUGUUCUUUCGACAAUGAUAAAACUGGUGGUGUUUUCACAACUACAGUAAAAGGGAAUAUGAAACAGUCUCAACAUAUUCUUUCAGAAAAGGAAAUUCGGAUAUCAUCAAGAAAGCCUCCUUUUGGUUUCACAGGUUAUGACCAACCGACUAAAGAUGAAGAUUGCUUUUUGCCGACGGGUCUUAGGUAUCGGAAAUUCAAAAGCGACUCAGGUCCCGUAGAUAUAACAGUUAAUAUGGACAUAAAUCACUCACUAACUCCUGAAGAUACAUCAGAACUCGCUGGAAAUAAGCUUAGAGUGUUAAGUCCGAUUUCCACGGGUAGCAUUUGGAAUGAAUUGAUUGAACCAUAUCAAUCAAUUAUGGCCUCUGCGACCGGAACACCGAAGAGUCUAUAUGAACUUAGUGAAUCAGCCCCAUUAACACCUCUUAGUCGAAUAGGGUCAGCAAAUCGGAUAUUCAAUCCCGGGAAUAAUAAGUCAGAAAUCGAGUGCGAACGUAAUUUCCAUGGUUCAUGCGUGUUCCAGACUGAAGAUAAACCUCAGUUUACUGCUUACACAAAUACUCCAAUUGCUACAUUACAUAAUGAGGGACUACAUGUACGCAACAGGUAUGAGAUGACUAGUAUCUUAGAAUUAUAUAGCAAUAAAGACGAAUCAUUUACAACAAUGGUACGGCCUCCUAGUGCUUGUGUUUUAUUAAGACCAAGGUAUUACAGUAUCGAUCUAGGUAUUCUGAGUACUUUUUUAAAUUCUAUGGAACGCAAUGUACGUGCUACAGAUGAAACACCAAUUAAAGAUGGAAGUGCUCAGGAAAAUGAAUCAAAGCCUACCUAUACUUUCAAUCCUAUACACAAACGCCGGAUACGUACAAUGACUGAAAGUUCAGGCACUGCCCCUUCACAUCCUCCAAGGGACCCUACAAUACCAAUUCUAUGGGAACGAAGCAGUAGAAAUAGUACGGUUAACCAGUUCGGUUUGGAUCGACUGAAACCAAUAACACCUGGACGAGUAAAGCAGCCAUUGUCUGAUAUUGAUCGUUAUUCAAUGGUAGAAGGACAAAUUAGUUGA